Colletes gigas is the source of this 1567-nucleotide messenger RNA. It is a transcript of the gene UbcE2M, whose product is annotated as NEDD8-conjugating enzyme Ubc12. Lineage: Eukaryota; Metazoa; Arthropoda; Insecta; Hymenoptera; Colletidae. The transcript is spliced from 4 exons. Bases 168 to 713 code for a protein of 181 amino acids. The record is from RefSeq and is a predicted model, not a curated record.
CAGAAGUGACUUGAGCUACGUCCACGUGAAAUCAGUCAUAAAUUUAUGGUAGUUGUUUCCAUUGUCAAAAAGAGUUUUGUUGCGUGCAUCGUAGUUCGCGCGCGUGGCCGAUCGAGGAAGAACGAGACUUUUUUUAUGCCUUCCACGCCGGGCACUGUCACUUUAUCAUGAUCAAAUUAUUCUCGUUAAAACAGGCGAAUAAGGAUGGCGAGUCGCCGAAACCUGGCACCCAAAAGAAGGCAUCCGCAGCACAACUGAGAAUCACAAAAGACAUAAAUGAACUCAAUCUUCCAAAAACAUGUGGGACAGAGUUUCCUGAUCCAGACGACCUCCUCAGUUUUAAAUUAAUUAUUUGUCCAGACGAGGGAUAUUAUAGGGGUGGCAGAUUUGUCUUCAGUUUUAAAGUUGGGCCAAAUUAUCCACAUGAGCCACCAAAAGUAAAGUGUGAAACACAAGUUUACCACCCUAACAUUGAUUUGGAUGGCAAUGUGUGUCUGAAUAUCUUAAGAGAAGAUUGGAAACCAGUUCUCACAAUUAAUUCUAUUGUCUAUGGAUUGCAGUAUCUUUUUCUUGAACCAAAUCCAGAAGAUCCAUUGAAUAAAGAUGCUGCUGAGGUCCUUCAAAAUAAUAGGAGAGCGUUUGAGCAAAAUGUAGCAAAGGCAAUGAGAGGCGGCUAUGUUGGCUCGUUUUACUUCGAACGAUGUCUCAAGUGAUACAGCGCUCGUUUCCCUCGAGGGCACACUGAGGAAAGAGACCGAGAGUAGAACAUCCUGCUCUAAACGCGUUUCCCUUGUCUCUCACGUUUAUUCGUGGACGGGGCCUCUUUGCGUCUUCUUGAUCGAGUGCUUCGUUCCGUUGGUCAACAAACCAUCGGUAAAAAUGCCACCGAUGCGCUGUUCGCUCGGAGCUGUGGGAUACCUUUUUUCUUUUCUUUCCCGUUUUCUCUUUCACUCAGUACUCUGCAAAGAAUCGAUGUUGUAUUUACGUUUGCAAGUUUCUUACUUGAAUCUAUCCAUUGGUAAAUACAAUUUAAAGUGGCGGUUAUUGUCGAAUAACAGCUGUUAACAAGUUUCCUUAAAAGAGCAUCUGUGAUUACAAAUAUUAUUACAACUUUAUUAUAGACGUAUUUUUGGCUACGAUCGUCCUGAAUUCCCACGUGUGUGUAUCUGCGGAUUGCGAUAUCUAAAUUUAUAGUAAUUUAUACAAUGGAAUGAACACACCUGGACAUAAAUAAAAAGUUGUGAUCAAAAUUGUUGCAGCCUCUCUUGGGACAUCACUUCUAGUUAUGACCAACGAAGUUUGACUUUAUACUUUAUUGACAGUAUUUAUCAUUACGUUCGUUACCAAUCUUAUUGAAAAAGUGUGCGUGUAUGAGAUUUGCAAACACAUCUGCAAUUGCGAUCGUCACAGCUCUUUAAAAAAAAAAAAAAAAAAAAAAAAUGUAUCUCCGCCCUGAGGAUCACUUCGCAGGAUAUGAAUUAUUUUCCUAGAAUGGAUACAUAUCCUGCUAUGCUCUUCGUCGGAAACCACGUAAUUUAAUUUAUGUAUCGAUCGAAAGUGGAAUAUA